AAAACACUUAAACGUGACUUUUAUCAAUAAAACUGCAGCAACUUCGCUUCAAUCAUAACCCUGAAGCGUUCAGUGGGACGCGUGAGCGAUGUCUUAAAAUAGUCCGUCUGUCACACUCCGAGUUGUAUAGUUUUGCGUAAAGUUAACACAUUUUAAUACGAGAAUGCGUGAAAUAGUUCAUUUGCAGACCGGACAAUGUGGCAAUCAAAUAGGAUCGAAGUUCUGGGAAAUAAUUUCGGACGAGCACGGGAUCGACACGACUGGACACUACCACGGAGAGAGUGACUUGCAGCUCGAGAGAAUCGGUGUUUACUACAACGAAGCUGAUGACGGCAAGCGCUUCGUGCCUCGCGCCGUUCUGGUGGACCUGGAGCCUGGGACCAUGGACGCCAUCAAGUCCUCGACGUACGGAGCGCUGUUCCGGCCGGACAACUACGUGUUUGGACAGAGCGGGGCAGGGAAUAACUGGGCUAAAGGUCACUACACAGAAGGCGCUGAGCUGGUGGAAUCCGUGCUUGACGUCGUCAGGAAGGAGGCCGAGGGCUGCGACUGCUUGCAGGGCUUCCAGUUGACCCAUUCCUUGGGAGGGGGGACGGGGUCCGGCCUUGGAACCCUCCUCCUCAGCAAACUCCGCGAGGAAUACCCCGAUAGGAUUGUCAACACUUUCAGCGUUGUACCCUCGCCGAAGGUGUCAGAUACCGUCGUGGAGCCGUACAACGCGACCCUCUCCGUGCACCAGCUGGUGGAGAACACGGACGAGACGUUCUGUAUCGACAACGAGGCGCUCUACGACAUCUGCUUCAGGACGUUAAGGCUUGCCUCACCCACCUACGGCGACCUCAAUCACUUAGUUUCAUUGACCAUGUCCGGGGUGACCACUUGUCUUCGUUUCCCGGGACAGCUAAACGCGGAUCUACGGAAGCUGGCUGUUAACAUGGUCCCGUUCCCGAGGCUACACUUCUUCAUGCCUGGUUUCGCUCCACUGACGGCUCGUAAUAGUCAAGUGUACCGCGCCCUGACCGUCCCAGAGCUGUCACAGCAGCUGUUCAGUCCCGUGAACAUGAUGGCGGCCUGCGACCCUCGGCACGGGAGGUACCUCACAGUGGCCGCCAUAUUCCGCGGCAGGAUGUCGAUGAAGGAGGUCGACGAGCAGAUGCUGGCCGUUCAGGAUAAGAAUUCGAGUUACUUCGUGGAGUGGAUCCCUAACAACGUGAAGGUGGCGGUGUGCGACGUGCCGCCGCGCGGCGUCAAGAUGGCCGCCACCUUCGUCGGCAACACGACCGCCAUCCAGGAGAUAUUCAAACGGAUCUCGGAGCAGUUCACGCUGAUGUUCAGGAGGAAGGCGUUCCUGCACUGGUACACCGGGGAGGGGAUGGACGAGAUGGAGUUCACGGAGGCCGAGAGCAACAUGAACGAUCUCGUCUCCGAGUACCAGCAGUACGAGGAGGUUGGCGUCGACGACGGAGACUUCGAGGACCAGGAGGAAAUACCAGAGGAGGACUAUUUAGAAGAAGCCUAACCAGGACGCAGCCCGGAGACCAGUCUUGGCGGCCUCCUCGCG
This is a messenger RNA of Bombyx mandarina (wild silkworm), 1561 nucleotides long. Its product is annotated as tubulin beta-4A chain. Gene Ontology annotation, biological process: microtubule-based process. Lineage: Eukaryota; Metazoa; Arthropoda; Insecta; Lepidoptera; Bombycidae. Gene Ontology annotation, cellular component: microtubule. The record is from RefSeq and is a predicted model, not a curated record. Gene Ontology annotation, molecular function: structural constituent of cytoskeleton; GTPase activity; GTP binding.